Brachypodium distachyon (stiff brome) is the source of this 2055-nucleotide messenger RNA. RefSeq names its product putative F-box/LRR-repeat protein At5g02930. The record is from RefSeq and is a predicted model, not a curated record. The coding region runs from base 711 to 1811 and encodes 366 amino acids. The transcript is spliced from 6 exons. NCBI's taxonomy places the organism in Eukaryota, Viridiplantae, Streptophyta, Magnoliopsida, Poales, Poaceae.
AAGAAAGACUCCAACGACCCAGACAGAACGCGACCGGCGGCGACGAAUGUCGAGAACCUGCGGGCGGCGGCGCGGUCGGGGCAAGUAGGCGAUGCCGGCACGGUGGUGAUCUAUCUCCAGUCCAAGCCGAACAGUUGCCCAGGCGGCGGCAGCAGCGUCUCCAUCCAUAGGAGAUUCCGCGGUCGUGUCGUUUCCUCUCAAGAAUCAUGUGGAAAGUCCCUGCGGAUUAUCGAUUGCUGAAUGCUGCUGGGGCGAUGGCCUGUCCUGCCUUGAUCUAGAUGCCUGUAUGUAUCGGUGUACCCGAUGGACAAGCAAAUAAGUCCGGAACGAUCCAUCAAAACCAAGAACGAUGGUUUCAGUAUGGAGCUUCAACUUCUACCCUGUGAUGUUCUCAAUGAUAUACUGUCACGGUUAUCAAUCAAAGAAGUCUUCAGGAUGAGCACACUUUCUCGUCAAUGGAGACAGCUAGGGAUUUGCCACCCAUACCUGGUCUUCACCGAAGAAACCUUCUUUGGCACCAGCAAUACUAUUAACCCGUCUGCAUCAAUGGCUGCCGAUUCGUCACCAGAGUCGACAAUGUGUUGCGCCCACUGUGGUCUACCGCAGGAACUACCACUACACUGGAUAAGUUUGUCGUCAAAUGUAAACUCGGCUUUAGACUCGGCAGAAAGCAUAAGUAUCACAUUGAUAGAUGGAUUAACUUUUCCACCAUGUCAGGGGCCAAGCACAUUGCUCUUGAUUUCACGAUAGGAUGGAGUGCCUCUGAAGAUGACAAGUAUGUUGUCCCGCUGUGCAAUCUCAGUGGCCCAAACGGAUCUUGUGUCAAGUCACUUGAUCUGAGAUACGUAUGUUUGAAGUUGCAUCCUAAUUUCUGUGGUAUCAUGAACCUUAAGAAUCUCACACUAAGUAUGGUGUCCAUCAAUAGAGGUGAUCUGCAGUGUCUGUUGCUAAGUUGUGCUCUUCUCGAGAGCUUAAGCAUAGAGUUUUGCUCCUUGUCAAGUUUAUGCAUACGACAGGAGCUGAGCCGGUUGCAGUACCUGCGUGUGAACCAUUAUGACCUGGAAAUGAUAGAAUUACAGGCUCCUAAUCUUACCAGAUUUGAGUUUGACGACUCUGUGAGGCAAAUUACACUUUGUGUAUCUUUGAAGUUGUCAGAGGCAACCUUUGUGUCAAACUGGAGAGUGUUCGAAGCUUAUGAUUAUGAUUUGGACCACAUCUUCUACGAGAUUCCACCUGCUCUUCCUCAUUUGCAUAAACUAUUUCUACUUUUGAAUGUUGAUCAGGUGCUAAUGUUCAGUAACAUCCAGACUAGCUUCAAAAAUUUGAGGCACCUGAACAUAAAUCUUGAUAUCUUUUUCGACCCACGGGAUACUAGUUGGGUAUUGGGGUUGGUUAAUCUCUUGGAAUUAUCACCUCUCUUAGAAGAACUGGAACUGCAUAUUGAUUGUGGUAGAUUUUGCCACCCUGAUCCAAGUAUGCUGAUGGCCGCACAAGGACCUCUGCUUCAGCACCUCAGGAGAGUUUACAUCUCUGGAUUUUCUGAUGUACUCGGCCUAGCCAAGCUGGCGCUCUACAUCCUUGGGAAUGCUACUGUUCUUGAACGUUUGGUAGUAGAUCCAGUGGUAAGGAUGAAGUAUGAUCUACCUACCGAUCGUUUCUAUCCGUCCACCAAUUUCAGUAGCAAUAAGGAGUUUGUUCUUCCACCUAGUCCUACUACCAAGGAGAAUAUGUUCUGCUUCACCGAGAAGAGGAUGUUUACAAAAACGCACCUUGAGAGAGAGGAGUUUCGUCACAUCGUCACCAUCUUAUGAAUAACAAUGCUGAGUCUUGAGAUUUCAUCUAAAUAAGUGGAAGUUUGGGUUAUUCAUGAAGCUUUUGAGUGUUCUCUUUAUUUCAGUUGCAAUCUGGACUAUGCUGUCAUUUUGUGGUGUCUUGUUCUUUUGGGCUUUGGUGGUAUGACUAUGAAGAGAAGAAUGUUGUAAUCAUGAAGUGAUAUGUGGUACUCUUUUUUUUUGAGAAAUCGACUCUUUAUUUAACGAAACUGGGUUUUUGUUA